AUGCUCACCCGACAUUUCCGGACGAUUCUGACGUCACCGGCGUCGCGCUGCUUGGCGACAUCAACGUCGCCAGAAACGUCGCGAAGCUUUGAAAAUGACGUCACAGCGACGCGGAUCGUCGAUAUGAAGCGAGAGCUCUGGCGGAAGCCCAACAGUCCGUUCAUCAAAACGCCGCAGGUUUGAGGAAGUGGUCACUUUAGGGGUAAUUUUGUCACUGUCGUGCCGAAUGGGGAGUUGAAGUGGUCCCUUAAAGGAACAUCUGGCUUCAAGCUUCGUUUCUAGAGUUAUGACAUGAGGGUUGAUUGAAAGUCCCUCUUGUUCUCAUUCUUUCCGGGAAGAAUAUUAGGAUCUUGGGGUGGAUCCAACCUCGAAGUGCACGAAUUGCGGCCUACCCUUCAAAAAUGCGGUUUUUAGUAAAUUUUCGAAUUUUUUUUCGCGCUUGUCGUUGGAUCAAGUCCACGUAUGGGAUCAUUGCGUAAAUCCAUUAAAAUGGGAAAACAAAAACAACGCAAUUUCCUCUUCUAGGCUUGGGUAUCCUCCUUGGAAAACGUGGAAGAUGAACGCCUGGGAAUCGUCGAUUUGCAUCCCGACGUUUUCAGGGUCACGCCUCGAUUGGAUAUUUUGCAUAGGUUUGUUUGAAAUCUGACUCUUGAGGUUAUCUUAUUCGAAAAAUAAUGGAAAUUGAAAUUUGAAAGAGACCCAUCAUUAAAAUUCGUAAAAUCCUAUAUUCCCUCAAUUUUUAAUGAAUUUUACCUUUUACAGUAUAGUCUGUUCAGAUUUCAAAUGUCAAGUCCUCGCUUAAGCUCCGCCCCCUAAUGGCGCGAUAAACCAAUCAGAGAGCGAGCCAUCCACAGAGUGUUUUUGAAUGACGUCAUUGCACUUGCCAGUAAAAAUCUGAACGGACUAUAUCGUCAGAAAAAAUAAAAAAUAUUUUCUGUCUACAAUUUUCUCGCAUGAAUCUUUGAAAAAAGGGCACUUUUUCCUCUGCAAACUGAAACGGCACCAGGUUCUUACAAACAGUAGUCACUACAACUCCAGAAUCUUUCAGGAAUAUUGAACUGGAUACAAUAAACUUGUGACCGAAAAAGUUUCGUUUUUUGAAUUUUGACGGAAAUUUAUCUCUAAGCUUGAAAUUUUCGAAAUAAAGUUGAUAUGAAAAGCUUUAAAAAUCAAUUAACUCUCUACGAAUAAUUUUCGUUCUAGAAAUCCAGACCUUUUAAUGAAAAGAAGAAUAUUAUUUCAUAUUUUCAAGCUUAAAACUUGAACAGCUAUUUUUUUUUGUACUUUCCUUGGAGGGUAGAACUUUUACACUUUUUCUGAGAAAAUUCUCCGCUGAAUCAUGGAAUAAUUGAAGUCGGUUCUUGAAACUGUCGUUGAUCAUGAACGAGGCGUAGAUCAUCACGCCCUUCUUAGGAUAGUGUAAAAAAACGAUUUUUGAUAGUUCCAACGAUCAGCUGCUUCUCCAUAGUCCCCUGCUUCUGGUAGCUCGCGAAACUGUCGUUGAUCAUGAACGAGGCGUAGAUCAUCACGUUUUUUUCUGAUAGUAGCAGACGUUUUUGAGCGUUCUGACGAUCAGCUUCUUUUCAAAUUGACAUGAAAAAGCCAUAAUUCCAGAAACAUCACCUGGCAAAUGGUCUAUCGAAACGUGCAAAUGACGAAAAUGCUGACAAAGGCCGAAAUGCCGGGCGGCGGGAAGAAGCCGUGGCCUCAGAAGAAGACUGGAAGAGCCCACGUCGGAUCGAUCCGCUCGCCGCAGUUCAUCCGCGGUGGUUUCGCCCAUGGCGCCCGUGGGCCCAGAACUUGGUUCUACAUGCUGCCAGACUCGAUCCGGCUUCAGGGUCAGUGGGAAGAAAAAAGGACUGUGGAACGAAUUUUUAUCUCGAAAAUUGACGCUCGGGAAGAAACUAGUCUUGAUUCAUUGGUCAAAAGAAUGAAAAAAUAAAUUGCAAACUUUUUAUCUUCAUGAUCGCCUGAAAGAUCUUUUUUUCAACAUUGUUUAACGCGAAUGAAGCUUUCACCCUCCGACUCCCCCUUUACUGGGCAGAAGAAGACAGGGGGGACUUCACCUGAAUGAAUAUUUUGUAGUACAGCGGAUGCCCAAAGCACUUGAAAAAAAAGAAGGAUCUAAUCAUUGAAAUCAUCUAUAAAAAGUCAAAAAAUUGGUUUUUUAAAUGUUCGGAGACCUGUGACGUUUUUGGGAAGUCCUGCACUAUGACGUCACUAUUAAAAAGUGACCUGGUCUACGUAGGCCAGCGGGUCAUAGCUGCACCAUGAGGCUGAGACAGUUCUUGUCAGCGUACCAAGUUUCAAAAAAUCCCGAACUUUUGAAUCCCCUUCCUUGUGAGAAGUUGAAGACUGUUCAAAAGCUUCUGAAGCUGUUUUUAAGAAUUUCGCCGAUUUUUUUUCCCAUAGAGCCUUUCAAGAUUGAGGAAAGUUGCGUAUCUGGAACCAACGAAAUGCGAUUUCAUAAUUUCAACCGGAAAAUAUCGAUUUUCAGGCCUUUGUGUCGCAUUGA
Messenger RNA from Caenorhabditis auriculariae, 2515 nucleotides. The record is from the annotation of a GenBank genome assembly. Lineage: Eukaryota; Metazoa; Nematoda; Chromadorea; Rhabditida; Rhabditidae.